AUGGAGCCAGUGAAGGCUAGUUCAAAUACGAAAGGACGAACACAAUUAGUCAAAGUUGAAAAAAAGCCGAUUGGGUUUUCGAUUAAGCGACGAGCUCCAGAAGAUUGGAGUCCAGUUAAACGUCCGAAAAAGAGAGCGCCAAGGCCUGUGGAGCUAGAAGAGGAUAAUGAAAAACUAACGCCUAUCCUGAAGCAAGCAGGGGAAGAAGGAAAAGCCUCCCCUACGAAGGCGGUAUCAUUUUCGCCGAAAAAGUCAAUUCGAAUUAUUCCGAGCCAUAAAUCUCCUGCUCGAGUAAACCCACCUCGAUCUCCUUUGAAGAAAUUACUCACACAGAAUAACCACGACUCGCCUUUUCGAUCCCUGUUUGACACACCGGAAAAAGACACUGAAUCGCCCUUAUCUACUUUAGUUCUAAGAAAGGCUUCGUUUGAAACGCCUCCGAAAAGUCCGUCUCGAAGCCUCAAAUCUCCCCGGAAGCCUAUUCAGAGAGAGAUAUGUAUAAAGAAUGUGGAACAGCUUUUAAUGCCCACGCCUGAAAAGAAGCCAAAGGAGGAAUUAGAGGCUUUUCCUGCAGCACAGGUUGUAGUAAAUGAAGAUGGAACGGAAACAAAAAUUAGAAAGGUCUACGAAGGCAUAAGAAAGAAGAAGGAUGAAAACUUUGUCAAAAUAAAUAUGCGAAAGAAGAGCUUUGUUCGAGGAAAAGUAACAGCUGAACAGAAACGAAAAAUGGCCCGCAAAAUGAAAUGGAAAAAGCGAUUCGCCAAAUAA
Molecule: messenger RNA, 768 nt
Organism: Auanema sp. JU1783
Lineage: Eukaryota; Metazoa; Nematoda; Chromadorea; Rhabditida; Rhabditidae
Source: the annotation of a GenBank genome assembly